This is a messenger RNA of Leopardus geoffroyi (Geoffroy's cat), 1286 nucleotides long. It is a transcript of the gene NR0B2, whose product is annotated as nuclear receptor subfamily 0 group B member 2. Gene Ontology annotation, biological process: negative regulation of transcription by RNA polymerase II; circadian rhythm. NCBI's taxonomy places the organism in Eukaryota, Metazoa, Chordata, Mammalia, Carnivora, Felidae. The coding region runs from base 68 to 919 and encodes 283 amino acids. The transcript has 3 exons. Gene Ontology annotation, molecular function: transcription corepressor activity; transcription factor binding. The record is from RefSeq and is a predicted model, not a curated record. Gene Ontology annotation, cellular component: nucleus; cytoplasm.
AAAUAGCACCCACAGCGCAGAGCAGAGGGCGGGAGAGCUGGGAGGAAGGAGGAGCAGAUCCCCAACCAUGAGUUCGAGCCAGCCCGGGACCUGCUCGUGUCGGGGUGCUGCAGGCCGCCCGGCCAUUCUGUACGCACUUCUGAGCCCUAGCCUCAGGGCCAGGCCCUCUGUGCCCCCAGCCCGUAGUCAUUGCCUGUGCAGGCAGCACCGGCCUGUCCGGCUGUGUGCUCCCCAUCGCACCUGCCGGGAAGCCUUGGAUGUUCUGGCCAGAACAGUGGUCUUCCUCAGGAACCUGCCGUCCUUCUGCCAGCUGCCCCCCCAGGAUCAGCAGCGGCUGCUGCGGGGCUGCUGGGGCCCCCUCUUCCUGCUGGGGUUGGCCCAAGACACUGUGACUUUCGAGGUGGCCGAGGCACCAGUUCCCAGCAUACUCAAGAAGAUCUUGCUGGAGGAGCCCAGCAGCAGCUCGGGCAGCGGCCAGCUGCCAGAUCGACCCCAGCCCUCGCUGGCUGCGGUACAGUGGCUUCAGUGCUGUCUGGAGUCCUUCUGGAGCCUGCAGCUGGGACCCAAGGAAUAUGCCUACCUGAAAGAGACCAUCCUCUUCAAUCCUGGUGUGCCGGGCCUCCACGCCUCCUCCCACGUUGGACACCUGCAGCAAAAGGCUCAUCAUGCUCUGUGCAAGGCCCUGGAGACCUGGUGCCCAGCAGGCCAGGGCCGCUUGGCCCGUGUCCUCCUCACAGCCUCCACCCUCAAGUCCAUUCCGCCCAGCCUGCUUGGGGACCUCUUCUUUCGCCCUAUUGUUGGAGACACUGACAUCGCUGGCCUCCUCGAGGACAUGCUUUUGCUGAGCCAACCUGUUCCAGCCCAGGCAGAGAUCAAGUGCUCCCUCUCACCUCAACGAGCGUCAGAUCACAGCCAGUGAGGAAUACGAAGCAGUCCAUUCCUAAACUAAAACAGACAAGGUCACUGGAAUUCCUGCAGUUUGGGGUCGCUCACUUCCACCACCCCUGCUGAUGACAGAAGAGGAUAGUCCGCUGCUCUCCCAAUGGGAGGGGCAAGGGCAUCUAGGGUUGACCUGGUGCAGCUGCUUGGAGGCCAAGGCUGGCUGAGGUUUAGCUGCCACACCAGAUGUUCAAGUCGGAGACACUUCCAUGGCAGUUAGUUCACAGAUACUGCCCUGAGCUCCCCCCUACCCCCGAGUUCCCUUCCGUGGCCCCCCUGUCCCAGCCCUUCUCCUGGAAUCCAUUCUCGUUGGCCACAACUAGAGGGGCAAUGCUUGGCAUAGCCAU